Gambusia affinis (western mosquitofish) is the source of this 4874-nucleotide messenger RNA. RefSeq names its product par-3 family cell polarity regulator beta a (gene pard3ba). The transcript is spliced from 24 exons. Gene Ontology annotation, biological process: establishment or maintenance of epithelial cell apical/basal polarity; intracellular protein localization; microtubule cytoskeleton organization. The record is from RefSeq and is a predicted model, not a curated record. Gene Ontology annotation, molecular function: protein binding; phosphatidylinositol binding. Gene Ontology annotation, cellular component: cell cortex; apical plasma membrane; adherens junction. Lineage: Eukaryota; Metazoa; Chordata; Actinopteri; Cyprinodontiformes; Poeciliidae. Bases 412 to 4194 code for a protein of 1260 amino acids.
ACAGGUAAACACGGGUAGUGUCAGUGGGAGCGCACCUUUUCUGUAGAGUAUCUGUGAUUUCUUCCGGGUUUUUCCGUCUCACUUUGUUUUGUUUGGGUGUAUCAGCUCUCGGCUCAGCAUGAGAAAAACUCCCUUUUUUCCAGCCGUAAACGCCGCUUUCUUCGAGCUCUGUUAAAAACCAACAUGUUUUCUGGGGGUUUGAUCAGCAGAAAACCUCGGUAACCUCGGAGAAGUUCAUUUUUCUCGUGAUUUCACCCCGACCCGAGACACCUGUUGCUCCGGUUUCGACGGACAGGUGCUUUCCUCUGAAACAGGGAGCAGCUUCGGCUUCUCGGAGCUGUCAAACUUGGAUUAAAUUUGUGUUUUGUUUUGUUGUUGUCGUUUUUUUUAAAACAACAGUGAGAAGCGGACAUGAAAGUUACCGUAACUUUCGGGGACACCUCUGUGGUGGUUCCCUGUAAAGCUGGAUGGACCGUUCGGGAAUUGGUCGAACAAGCCACACGGCGGUACCGCAGGAUAGUAGAGCAGCAGCAUGGAGAGGUUCCUGUGAACAUCCACCACUUGGAGUACACGGAUGGAGGGAUCCUGGACAUUGACGACCUGCUCAGUGACCUGGUGGAAGACAGAGAGAAGCUGGUGGCUGUGUUCGAUGAUGACCAGCGCAGCAGUACGGAAAGCCCCAGAGACUCCAUCUCCAACGGCUACUCCAGCGACGGCGCAAGUCCUGAAGCCAUGCAGUACUUCCCCCACCUGGAGUACGAGGAUCCAAGGAGAGGGGAGAUCGAGGUCAACGAGGCUGUCCUCAAAGCCAAUACACCUCUGUUGGUGAGGAGCAGCAGCGACUCCGUUUUGGCACCUUCUCAUGAGACAACCCCUCCACCUUCACCUCCACCUGAUGACCAAAGCAUGGAGCCUCCACCCGAGCCAGAGAUCAAAAAUGUACUGAAGGGAGCCCUGGAGAGACUGAACACGGAGAACCCCCCACCCAAAACGAUGAACCAGAUUAACUUCAGUACUCUUACAAGGACGGUUGAGGUCCCAGGUGACCGGGCCCCCCUGGGUAUCCAUGUGGUCCCCUACUGCUCCUCCCUAAGUGGACGACCUCUGGGCCUCCAUAUUAAAGGCAUUGAGGAAAACAGCCGCUCUAAGAAGGACAAUCUCUUCAAGGAGGAUGAAUGCAUCGUCCAAAUCAACGACACGCUGCUGCAAGACAAAACCUUCUCACAGUCUCAGGAGGUGUUCCGUCAAGCCAUGUCGUCUCCUACUGUGCGUCUGGAGGUUGUGCCUGUAGGCAGCAAGCCUCGCUAUGAGAAGACCGUGAUCGGCCAGCUUUUCACUGGCGACGGCAAAGAUUCCCCUGUAAAGGUCAAGAGCCCGAAAGUACUCCGUCCUCCGGCCGAGAUUCAACCCGAACCCAAACUGACCCAAAAAGUGGAGCAGAAGCAGCCAGACCCACGACCCAAGACUCCACAGCCAGCUCCGCAGAACACACCGCCACUUCAGCCCCAAUAUGGGUCUUUGGAGAGAGCUUCACCCACACCUCCAGCUCAGACAGCGAGCUCUUCCCCUCCACCCAGGACCCGCAGCCAGAGCCCGCUGGCCAACAAGAGUCCUGCUGGACCCGGGCUUUCUAACCUCACAAACAAGAAGGGUGGCAAGAGGAUAAAAAUUGACCUGAGGAAAGGCACUGAGGGUCUGGGCUUCACCGUGGUCACCAGGGACACAGCAGUCCAUGGGCCGGGGCCAAUUCUGGUUAAGAACAUCCUGCAACGAGGCGCAGCAAUCAAAGAUGGCCGCCUACAGCCUGGAGACCGCAUCCUGGAGGUGAAUGGAGUGGAUAUGAGCGGCCGUACCCAGGAGGAACUGGUGGGCAUGCUGCGCAGCACCAAGCAGGGAGAGGUGGUGUCUGUGCUGGUGUCCCGGCAGGAGGACGUCUUCCUGCCCCGAGAGCUGAAAGGGGAGGAGAGGAGCAGUCAAGCGAUGGAGGAAGGAACAGAGCAGCUGAUGUACGAGAUCCCGCUCAACGAGACGGGCUCGGCCGGCUUGGGCGUCAGCCUGAAGGGAAACCGAUCGAGGGAGACCGGAGAGGAUCUGGGAAUCUUCAUCAAGUCCAUCAUCCAUGGAGGGGCUGCGUAUAAGGACGGUCGGUUAAACGUAAACGACCAACUGAUCGCUGUAAACGGCGAGUCGCUGCUCGGGCGCUCCAACCACGCUGCCAUGGAUACGCUAAUUCGGUCCAUGUCGUCAGAAGGGAACAUGCGGGGAACCAUCCAACUCGUGGUCCUCCGGUCACCCAGACAGGGCGGUGGCAGCAACUCUGCAACAAGAACGGCAACAAACACCAACUCCAACCAUCAACCCAAUGUGAAAGCCGGAUCCAGCAAUCAGGAGCCGAGUCCCUCCGGUCCCACCAGAACCGCCAACCCGGAGUCUUCCAUCAACGGCGGCGGUCGCAUGCUGGCGAAGACCACCGGCCACGGAUACGACGACUGUGCUCCAACCGCCGCCAACGGCAACUACGCUCACUACGGCCUCGACGAUGACGAGCAGGGCUUCCCCCCGCCGCCCUCCCCUGGUUCUGUGGAGGAGAUGAGCAGAGACCUGUCGCUAACUCCACUCUACCACAGCGAGGAGGCCAGCAUGCCUGCAGUGUUCUACCCAAGUAGCCAGUUCAUCAAGGAAAAGGACAACUUUCCUCGCAACAGAACCUCCAAGAGCAUGGACCUGGUGGCCGACGAGAGUAACGUUGGAUCGCUGGUGGGGCAGAGAAACGAGUCCCAUGUUGGAGGAGCGCUGGGUCCCACCCUCGGCCUGGUGAAGUCCAGUUCCUUGGAGAGCCUCCAGACGGCCGUGUCCGAGGCGCAGCAGAGCCAAAGGCAGGCUCAGGUCCCGUUCCACCGGCCGCGGCCGCACGUUGUCCGGGGUCGAGCAUGCAACCAGAGCUUCCGCAUCGCUAUCGACAAAUCCUACGACGGACCCUCAGAAGACGAUGACGACGUGUCGGACGACAGCUCUGGCCACGAGACGCCUGCCAGCACCUCCUCCCGUCAGGACCUGGAUGCGGACGACGGGGAGAAGAAGAAGAAGAAAACCAAGGGAAAAAGGAAGGAGAAGAAGAAGAAGCUAAAGAAGAAAACAGAGGACUUGGUGGAUGAACCAGAGAAGAAGACUAAGAAGAGAUUUAACCUCCUAAGGUUUGGUAAGAAGAAGGAGGACAAGAGCAAAGAUCCGGCGAAGGGAUCCAAGAACCGACUGGAAGCGCUGAGUGAAGAGGAGCUGGACAGGAUCCCUGACAGCAGAGAGGGCAACGAGCACCGUUAUGCCGACGCCCGCUCUGGGUACGCCACCCCUGACCAGGCCUCGCUGCCCAGCAUGGAGGACGACGACAGCGACCCUAACUACGCCCGCAUCAACGACUUCCGCCAGCCGCCCUCACCGCUGUCGCUGAGCCGCACGCCUUCCCCGGCGAUACCACGAGGGGGGCCGAUCCAACCUCAGGCCUCGUUUGAGGACAUCAACGGACUCUACGCCAAAGUGAACAAAUCCAGACAGCAGCAGCAGCAGCAGCAGCAGCAGGCCCCUCCAGACAGCGAUCAGCGGAUCCAGGGAUUGCGUAGGGAGUACCAGCAGACCCGAGCCGCUCCGGGUUACGAGGAGCUGGAGGCGGCGAGACGCAGAGUUCUGGAGCACGACCCAAAUCGGAUGGCACCCAGAGGGGUUGAAUCCCGAACAAGGCACCAAUAUGAAGAGUUGGAACUGGAUUACAAUCCAAAACCCAGGAGGGAUCCGUAUGACUAUCCCACACACUCCAGGACUCACAGGGAGCCAGUCCCUUACCCCGGUCACUAUCAGGACCCUCCAGGUCCCAGCAGCUCUGGCCGUUUGCCACUCCCUCAGUCGUCCAACCAGUCCCAGCAGGCGCCCGCUAAUCAACGCUACUACCCGUCUGCCCAGCAACACCGUGCAGCUCUGAGACAGGAUGUCCCUCCGUCUCCCACGGCUGGUCGCAGAGGGCGGCAGUACUAUGAGCCCGCGGUAGGGAGAGGAGACCGGCAGGCCAGCCCCGGCCGCUACACCAGCCCAGACAGGUACCCUACUGCAAAGCAACGCUACGCCAGCCCUGAUGGAUACCGUUAUGGGGAUGAAAGACAGCCUGAGCCAAGGCGGAAGGACCCUAUGAUAGGUGCAGUAUAAAGUGAUGAAAGUUAAGGUUUAACACGGGCGCUUUGCAGAGAGUUAUAUUUAAAUGUAUAUAAAUAUAUAUAUAUAUAUGUUGUUUAUUCCAGUAUUGCCAAGGUUUAUGAUGACAGAUUUUAUAAUGCAAAAUGAACUUAGAUUAAAUUGCACAAAUAUUUACAGGUGCCAUAUAGAUGUUUAAGUUGAAGUAUAUUCCAGCACUGAAAGCACUGCAUUUUGUCCAGAAGGAUCAAACAGAAGGUAAUAAAUGGGGGGAAUCACCUUUUUGACAGGAAGCCGACAAACAAAAACAGGAAUUAGCUCUCCUUCUUGACUUUUAGGCCUUGAUGUUUUGCCGCUUAAGCUUCCUUUACUUCCUGACAUGUCGUUUGUUUUUUUUCUUUUGUCCUUUUGCCUUUGAUUAUGUGGAUGAGGCCGACACCUUUACUGUCCGAGAAGAAUUUAAUUGUGAUAUUUUUGUGUUUUUUCUAAUAAAGUAAGUAAAUAAAGGUACUCUUAUGAGCUAUGCUACUAGUAAUGAAUUAAACAAAAAAUCUUUUCCUCUUUUACAUCUCAAACCUGAAAUAAGUUGCACUGACUGAUGUGUAGCUUAAGGCUUGUUUCAAACAUUGUCAAAUAACUGAUUUUUUUUCUUCUUUUAUACAAAUACUUUGCAAUAAAUAUUUUUGAGAUUCUCA